GCUGGGUUUCAGGUUCACCUUGACUCCUGGAGCUGCAGUGGAGCAGGUACCCGCUCCUGCACCUGUUUCUCUUGCACCUGCCGUGCAGCUGCUCCUAUGCAGCUCUCCUGACCUGAGCCUUGCCUGGAGUGGCACUCUGGAAGCACCCCUACCUCUCCCAGUCUCCCUCUGGGGCAGCUCCUACACUCAGCGCCUCUAAGGAAGGUCUCGCCUUCAGCCCAGAGGAGAAAGGCUGACAGGACCUUUCACAGCCAUACCCCGGAGUCUGAGAACCAGACCACCAACCCCUCGAGGCCCAGGGAUGCCUGAGUCCUCAUCACUCUGCCUGCUCCUUCGCUGCUCUAAAUUCCUCUAGCCUGCUGUCUCCUUCCAUCUCACACGACGCACCUAUCCGCGAUGUCCAGCAACUUCUCCAGUACUUCUACUAGCUCAGACAGCAUCUUUGUGGAAAUUAGUGAGAGAAAGCCCUAGCCUUGGCCCAGGGAGCAUCAUGACCGAGGUUGGCUGGUGGAAGCUGACCUUCCUCCGGAAAAAGAAGUCCACUCCCAAGGUGCUGUAUGAGAUCCCUGACACCUAUGCCCAAACAGAGGAUGAUGCGGAGCCCCCGACACCUGAGGGUGGGAGCCCCAACAACGACUUCAAUGCCCGGCUGGAGAAGAUUGUGGACAAGAGCACAAAGGGGAAGCAUGUCAAAGUCUCCAAUUCCGGCCGCUUCAAGGAGAAGAAAAAAGUCCGUGCCACGCUGGCAGAGAACCCCAAACUGUUUGAUGACAGGGAGGGCCAAGGACAGUGAAGGGAGCCCAGGAGGAUGCUAGUACCUCCCUGCUUCCUGCCAUCGCUAGUCUGAGACAGGAGCUUGCCACGCUGGCCUCUUGGCCACAGCUGAAGCCGUGGGGGCAGUUGAUGCCUGCUGGCAGGAAUUGUCUGGUUUUAGGUUUAUAUUUAUGUGCUCCAGCUUUCUGGAAGGACUGGGAGACCCCAAGGUUCUCUCAGCCUCCCCCACCACCUACAAAGGCACUCCAGUUCAAGGAUGAAAAGUCCCAGCCAGAAAGGACAGCCCUCCUUGAAGCAGUGGUAGCAGCGGCCGGGAAAUGAGCAUGGAAAGGAGUGGAGUGGAGCCGGACAGACUUCACCUCCUUUAGGGUACGGGGUCAAGGGUAAGUCUAAAUUGCGGCUCCCUCUACUUUUUCUGUGACUGUUCCCUGGAACAAUUCUGUAAGGGAAUUUUCCAGAAGCCAUGUGAUAGGAGGUGAUUUUCUGGAGCCUGAGGCAGAGACACUGAACUUGAGCUCACCUCCUAACACAACCGGGAAACUUCCUGGAACUUUGCCCCUAAGUAUGCUGGGGGAGGAGAACCCCGGCGUCCUCUGGGGUGCUGCAGAGGGCCAGGUUAGGGAUCCCAUGGGUUGCUGCACACAUCUUCAAAGGGAGACUACAUCAGACAGACUACACUGGUCCCACUAGGAGCUGGGGAAGCUCUAGUAGGGGCUAAAAGCAGCCAGUUCUCUUCUCUCCUUCCCCUACUAGUACUUAAGAUGAAUCAGCCCCAGAGAUGAGUCCUGGAGCCUUGAUUUUGUUUUAAAAAAUUGUAUGUUUCUUUUUGUAAUAAAUAAUACUGCAAAAGCAGAGAAUCUA
This is a messenger RNA of Manis pentadactyla (Chinese pangolin), 1635 nucleotides long. RefSeq names its product proline rich 15 like (gene PRR15L). The coding region runs from base 491 to 793 and encodes 100 amino acids. The record is from RefSeq and is a predicted model, not a curated record. NCBI's taxonomy places the organism in Eukaryota, Metazoa, Chordata, Mammalia, Pholidota, Manidae. The transcript is spliced from 3 exons.